Messenger RNA from Dryobates pubescens (Downy woodpecker), 870 nucleotides. RefSeq names its product family with sequence similarity 166 member A (gene CIMIP2A). NCBI's taxonomy places the organism in Eukaryota, Metazoa, Chordata, Aves, Piciformes, Picidae. The transcript is spliced from 7 exons. Bases 1 to 870 code for a protein of 289 amino acids. The record is from RefSeq and is a predicted model, not a curated record.
AUGGCAGCCCGCAAGGAGAGCAGCAUCUUCCCUCUCCAUCCUUACUACCUCCCUGGCUAUGAGGGCUUUGUCCCUCAGUACAAGUACCAGUGUGGGGACACCUACGGCAGGACCACCUACCGCCUGCUGACGGACCCGGGGGUCAGGAAGAGCCCUCGGCCCCUGCUGGCUCCGCUGCACAAGGAGAGGUUCAUCGAGGACUUCAGUGGCACCAAGCAUGGGGUCCAGGGCUACCUCCCUGGGCGUCCAGGCUACUUCCCUUAUGAGAAAUCUGGGGCUGCAGCAAACGUUCCUGAGCAAGUCCUUGGGCCCAAACCUCUCCAGCCAUGGCCAGGGCUAGCAGAGGAAGAGCUGGUGCUGAAGCACAUGGACCCCGUGCCCGAGCACCACCCCGGCCAGUACGCGCCAAGGACACGAACGCCUCCGAGGGUUUCCCAACAUCCUGGCUCGGAGGGGGCAGAGCAGCAGCUGCCUCCUGUGGGAGUGCAAGGUGGGACUCUGCCCAAGCUGGCUGGAGCUGUGGAUGUGGAGCAAGACCUUUGCUCACCCCCACCUGAUAUACCGAAUGUGAUCCUGCAGAAAGUCAUUCCAGGAUAUACUGGAUUCAUCCCUCGCUUCUGCUGGGUUCUUGGUGCCAACUACAUGCAGGCUGUGAAGGAAGCCAUGAAGGAAUUUGACCAGCUGCAGAUGUCCCAGAAAAACCCAGCCUGCAGCUUUGGCAAGAGAUUUCCCCACACCUACUGGCCUGAGAACAGGAUCUACACCAGUGCUGGGCUGAUACCUUUCUACACAGGCUUUGUACCAAAGCUCCGCGACAUCUACGCGCUGACCUACGGGGACAGCACCCGAGCAGCCUACCACAUGCAAUAA